UCGCAACCAGGUUUGGAUGGACGGCAAAAAAAUACGUCUCUGUUUUCUUAUUUUAACCGCAUUUGGCUGAUCCCCAAUUUAAAGGGGUGACUGAAUCGCUUUUCCAAAACCGACUGCUAACUGCUGACGUCCAAAAUGCCGCGGGUUGGGGUGUGGAUCACGGAGAAAAAGUACAAAAAGCUGAACUUCCACCAUUUUGAAGAAGUGUGCAGGGAUGCCAAUAUUGAAGUUGUCACGAUUGACUUGGAGAAAUCUUUAGAAGACCAAGGUCCCUUCGACAUCAUCAUCCACAAGAUCUCUGAUGUGAUGGUCAAGGCGGAGUUUGGCAAUCAUAAUGCACAAAACCUCUUCCACACAUUUCAGAAUUACAUUAUGAACCAUCCAGAAAUCGUUGUAAUCGACCCAGUUGAAAAUAUAAGAAAAUUAAUGGACAGAGGCAAUCAGUACAGAAUAGUCCAGGAAUGUCAGUUUGGACAAGGAACGAUAUACACCCCACCAUUUGUAGAGCUACACACAAAGGAUGUCGAAACGAAUAAACGGUUAUUAGAAGAAGGCGGUGUAGGCUACCCUUUGGUGUGUAAACCUGCUUUAGCACCCAAGACCUUUGCUGAGUGCAUGGAGAUGGCAAUCAUAUUUAGUGAAAAAGGUUUACAAGACAUCUCCCCGCCCUGUGUCGCCCAAACGUUUAUCAACCAUGGUGCAGUUUUGUAUAAAGUGUUUGUGAUUGGUGAUUACCACUUUGUCGUUGAGAGGCCAUCACUCAAAAACUUCCAUCCAGGGGACCACGAGACCAUAUUUUUUGAUAGCCAUAACGUUUCAAAACCUCACUCGUCAAGUUUUCUAAACAGGAAUCACGAUGGCGAACAGGUGUCACUCCGUCCAAUGGUGCCGGUGAGAGGUGGAAUGCCGUCCAUCCUAAACCACAAUUUGGAUCUUACAGAUCGCAAUAACAGUCCAGUUAAACCUAGCUACACAUUACUUGAGAGCCUCGCACAGAACCUUAAGGAGAAAUUUGGAUUAGAACUGUUCGGCAUUGAUGUCAUCAUUUCCGCCGAAACAAAACAAUAUGCUGUGAUAGAUGUUAACAAUUUUCCAGGUUAUGACGGAAUUCCUAACUUCUUCCCCGUGCUCCUGGCACACGUUCAAGACGUUCUCAAACGCAAACCAAAGUCUCAGCCGGAGGAAUGUGCUUCUAAAAUGUCAUUAUUCAAUGCCGCAAACCAUAAGAUAGAGGACCAUAUGACGUGUUUUAAAAAUGAGGAAAACCAGAAUAGUAUAGCAGCGUCUUUUAAUUGAGUAAAGUGUAUAAAACUGUGGGCAGCUUAUCCACAAUAUUUCUGCUGUUUUUUUAUCAUCCUGACGCAGACACACACACACUAGGAAAAUUUCUUACCGCGGUAAUGGUGAUGGAGGUGACAGUGUUGACCCUUUAAAGUGAUGUUAUAAUGAAUAUAAGAAAAUUCUUGGAUGUGAUAAUGCCUUGGAACAACUCGUAGUGACUUGGUUAUCACCUUGGAUGCCCAACUGUUCCGUUCCCAAUGAAGUAGGUUUACGUCGUCGAACGGGGCUCCCAUCGACAUCGAUGAUAAUGAGGCGAUGAGACCUUGUUGAACGGCGUAGAUCUGCUUCAUUUGUCACGGAACGGUUGAGCGUGUUUAUGUCCCAAGCAACAUGGACAUGUUGGCCACUUCAACGUAAGAUGUUCCGCGGCGUUGUUGCUACCCGAGAACUCUUGGGGGAAUUUUUUUUAGAGCGGUAAGAAAGGAAAGGCAAAAUGUGGGCUCUUCGGGGAAUAUCUAAUAAAAAACCUCGAGGUAUAAAGCAGAUAUUUUCAGGGCAUUUGUUGAAUUCUAUGCAGUCUUCCCAAUCGAUGAAUUUAGAAAUGGGUGUGGCCACUGAAGCAAUUCUUACUCAUCUGUUAUCUAUUCAGCUGUUAGAAACACAGAGCCAAAUGCAAGUAGCUUAUUACACAAAAUUAUAAUCUCACUGAUAUCAAAUGGUUCAUGAAUAGGACUAUUAUAGGUCAAGCUGAAAAAUGUACACUAAAGCUGUUAUAAAAGUUGUCCAUUCUCAACUCCAGUUGUCCAUUCUAAACUCCAGUUGUCCAUUCUUAACUCCAGUUGUCCAGGGUAGCUGUGACUGAGGGUUUGUUCAAGUACCUUAUGACACCAAAUCUAUCACACGGAUAUCAAGUAGUAUCAGACCCUGGGCCAACCUGAAGCAUCUACAGAUGGGCUGUUCUCAGUUGCAGUUGACUGUUGACAACUAUGAUGAAGAGGUAGUCAGCACUGCCUUUUAAGGCGGUGAUGGAAAAAAUGCAAAGUCACAUCAAUGCAAUGUAUUUGACACUGCCUCAUUUGUAGUGAUAAGCUUUUUGCUAUAAUGUUGCUUGCUCUAAAACUGUAGGCCCCUACCAACUUGGGUGAGGAUUCUGUAUCGGAUCAAGACUUGCAGGCUGCAAAGAUUGACAUUUGGUGGGAACAGAGCCGAUACGCCCUUGGCACACAUACAUUUAUGGGACCAAAUAAUCUUUCGAGAGUCUAUAUUUCACACACCAAGUUAUAUUCUCUGAGUGAUUGGGUUUUAGUCUGAGGUUGAUAUCAAUCUCCACUUUCUAAGUGCAAUGUGAAAAUUAUGCAACGCGGUAAUAAUUGCAUGAAUUUCUAAGACAUCGAGGUAUAAGCUAGUUCCACUUUGGGAGUUCUGUCGCACGUAUUUUUCAACCCCAAUCUUGAGGUUGGUGUUUGAUUUUAUAAGUUACCACCAGUUUCGAAAUGACAGGUAUUGAUGAUGGAUGAAUGUGGUAUAGUCAAGUUUACCUCAACCCCUCUAAACUAUAUCAUGGUGCUUUCAAUCAUUUGAGUGAUUAAAUGGUCAUUUAUCCCAAAUUAGUCAUUUGAGCAAAGACUCGCAAUGUGGGAUAUGAUCGCCUUUAUGUGGAAAUUGCUCUUGCUACGUCAAUUCAUGAAUACAUUGUAUCAACAAUCGCGCCAAUUCACCCAGAUUUGAGAGAAAGUUUUCAGUGCAAUCAGAAUACAGCAUUUAGUUCAACAGUUACUGCAACAGAAAACCAUUCAAGACCUGCUUAAAAAUCCAAGAAUAUUACAAAUCAGUUAAAAACCACACUACAGGCUGAUUAUAAAGGUUUCCGUAUCACCCCGGAGAAUCAGCUUUCCAACUUGCCAAGAAUCAUGUUCAUUUAGGCUUGCAUACCAACUUACCGAGGUGGACUAAUUAGGAAAAUGCCGGGAGUGGAAGAAUAGUUUAGGGCAGGCUGGCUCAGUUAGUUUGAAAGCCUAUCUGAUUCUCAGCAGGUUGAGAAAUUGAUUCGCCAUUCUGCAUGAGUACUGAUUCCGCUUAUCAUCUGUAUGAUGUGUGAGAUGCAACAAAAUGACCACCGGACCAAAUUCCCAGGAGCUGCCCUCUUUUGUUCAUUCUUGAAUCUUGAUCAUCUGAUGAUGUAAUUAUUGCAUUUUAAAUAUAAAUAAAUAUGCCUUACAAGGUUGCACAUAAAAUGUAUAGAGAUGAUUUAUUAUUAUGUAUAUAUAAUUGUAGUAUAGCUGUGAAGCAUUUACACAUGCUGCUGUAGAUUAGUUACUUUUGAUAAUGCCUUGAUAGAUUAUGUAUUUGGGAAGUUAUCUCAUGCAAGCAUUGUUGGUAUGUUGAUACAUCUCUUUCUGUUUAUUUACUUACAUUUCAAAUUGUUUAUCUUUCUUAUUCACCUCUGUAAUAACCAAAUGGUGUUAAUACAGAAUAAAUUGAAUUGGUUGCAGUAUUCUAUACUGAUUAUGAUCUAAUGGGAUGAAAUGAUAAUAAUAAAGGCUAUCUCAUUUGGUCAGGAGCAAUCGUGACUCAACAUAUAGCACUGCCAUCUAGCGUCUCGAAUACUACUUAACCUGUUCUUUUCGUAUGGCUGUUCAAACAAAUGCCAAGUUUACCAGUUACUCCAAGGCACUGAAGAUAAAAUUCCAAAUUUCCAAAAUGCAUAAUUGGGCAUUAUUCGAGAGGUUUUAAAAUUCUGAAAAAAAUCAAGUACCAGGUAAUCACGAGAUCUGGUCUGGAACAUGUCGACAGUCUUAACUGUUAUCCCCAUUGUGCUCAUGGAUAGAUAUGUCCAUGAAAACUGCUUUAUCUGGUGGUUUUCUCGCAUAAAAUAAUAACUUUAAUGCGUUCCUCUAAUGCAUAACUGCAACAGACAUAUUUGACCUUCAAAGGUCAUUGGGUUCCAAGUAAUGGUUGCAUAAGAUAACUCGAGUGUACAUAAAAUGAUUCUAAGUAAGGCACUAGCGCAAAAAAACCCAAGAACAUACAGAAUCUUAUAUUCUUACAAGACAGUCUGUGGUAUUUUUCUUUGUUAAAUAAUGAACCUGUAUCUUUAAAUAGUUUAUAUUUUUAUUGAUCUCGACCAAGUAACAAUUUGAUACGAAAUUGGUUGAGGCCAUCUCUUUUAAAUUCAUACUCAUUGCUGUUGUUUUGUUUACAAAGGGAUCCAGUCUCUACAGGUGAAUCCUUAAUCCUCUGACUUUAGAUUUGUAUUGAAUUUGUACUGGCGAUAAUGGUAUAAUUAGAAAUGACAUUGUGAUUCAUUAGUACAGUAUCUGACGGCGUCAUUGUAGUCACCCCAGAGAAUUGAAGUCCUAAACUUUGAGCAUGAUGUGGUUCUGAGCUUUUCGUGGUCGUGACUUCCAUGGCGUGAAGUGCAAUAGAACCUCUCUAUCAAGGACGCCCUUGGGACUGACAAGUGUUAUCCUUAAUAGAGAGGUGUCCUGAUUAGAGAGGUCAAAUAGAAGGGAAACAAACAAUUUGGGACCAAAAUAAGUGUCCUUAAUAGAGAGGUUGUCCUUAAUAGAGAGGUUGUCCUUAAUAGAGAGGUGUCUGCUAAGGGAGGUUCCACUGUCACUUGAAGUCAAAACCUAUUUUCGAUCAGGUGCACUUCCACUUGCCAAUAUUAAAGGUUACUCUGUCUCAUUAUGAAAUUUGAAAAUUGAAGUUGAAUUUGAAUUUGAAAAUGCCAAAUUACAGUGAAUUUGCGUAGAUGAUAAAUGCACUAUGGCAAUGUUCAGUUAUUUUUACCUGAGCCACGAGAAAAUACAAUGAAAAUGAACGUCGUGGCUCUUAAAGGGACACUAUAGGCAGCUGCUAGGUAGGCAAAAUAAAGUUACAAAGUGGGUCUUUCCUAUCUCACAGUAUAUCAAAACUAUUCAUGCUUGUAUAAUAGAUAUAUUUAGUGCUGAAUCUAACAUGACCCAGUGUCCUUACUGUGCAUAUUAGUCACCCGAAAAUGGCCAAUUUAACCCCACUGCUCCUGCCUAUAGUCCCCCUUUAAAAGUAAUGUGAUGCUAAAGUCUUGGACUCAGGAGUCUUUGGCUCUCCCAUCGAGCCCCCCUCGCCCAGUGAGAUGAAUUGGACUAUAGUAUUUCUUUUUAUAUAAGGUCUUUCUGAAGAAGGUGAUGUUUAACUCUUUCAGCCCGUAACUCGCUUUGCGCAGUUUGAUUUGAAAACCGAGGCGAAAUUUCUGAAAAUCAGACUUUCCAAAUCGGCAGACUAUUGCAUUACCAUCUGAUUAACUACCAAUCAAACCUUUAUUGAUUGAAAAGAUCAUCCACGCAUUGUCAUAUGUUUCCUGACAAGUGUUCCUACACCACAAGUGUAAGGCAAAGGCAUCAUGUGACAGUGCUGGAAAUUUGAAUUUGAAAAACCGUGAGUAUACGGUCUGCGGCUGAGAAAUCAAAUGUGGCAGACCGUGUAUAUACGGCUUGCGGGCUGAAAGAGUUAAAGUUGGUAAUCUUGCAGGGAUAAAGAAGUGUAAAUUGCUAAAUGAAUUGAUAUGAUUCUUAAAAAGAUGA
This is a messenger RNA of Lineus longissimus, 5846 nucleotides long. Its product is annotated as inositol-tetrakisphosphate 1-kinase-like. The record is from RefSeq and is a predicted model, not a curated record. Gene Ontology annotation, molecular function: magnesium ion binding; inositol-1,3,4-trisphosphate 5-kinase activity; inositol-1,3,4-trisphosphate 6-kinase activity. Gene Ontology annotation, cellular component: cytoplasm. Bases 136 to 1296 code for a protein of 386 amino acids. The transcript has 11 exons. Lineage: Eukaryota; Metazoa; Nemertea; Pilidiophora; Heteronemertea; Lineidae. Gene Ontology annotation, biological process: inositol trisphosphate metabolic process.